Molecule: messenger RNA, 1157 nt
Organism: Aspergillus ibericus CBS 121593
Lineage: Eukaryota; Fungi; Ascomycota; Eurotiomycetes; Eurotiales; Aspergillaceae
Exons: 2
Coding region: 97-1020 (307 amino acids)
Source: RefSeq, a predicted model, not a curated record
UUUCCAUCCUCUCUACCCAUCCACAUCAUCGUGGCAUCAUCAUCCUAGCAUCGAUCUCUCUUCAUAUCCCCGCUUUUCUCUCUCUCGCUCUUCAGAAUGGGUGUUCGAGAACAGUUCGCCAAGGUGCAGCAGAAUGUUGCGAUGCGCGUGGGCCAGACCAAUGUUGUGUACCGCGACCUGACGCGCAUCUUCAACGCAACCAAAGCCUGUGACCAUACCAACUUGACCGACAGCGAUUUGAGGACCCUGGGAAUCACCCUGGCCGCGUUUGAUCUGCAGGGAAAAUCCACCGGUGAUGCCAAAACCUUCUUUCAACCACUUCCAAAGUCCGAGUUGCCUGCCAUUGACUGGGGAAGGGUCCGGUUUUCGGACUGGACGGAGGGAUACAGCCAUGAGCCCCGCCGAGUGGAACGAGUUCUCCAAAGUGUCUCCAAUCGACUGUGGUGUUCCUGGCUGGAGAAUAGCAAGAAACAACCCUGGGUGCAGCGCAAGUGCUACCGCGAGAUCCCUAGUAUCGCAACCGGCGAGCACACGCCCGACGUCCCCUACGAAUGGCAGACCUGUGGCGAGAUCGAAGCGAAGUCAUUCGACAUCCCUCAUUGCAGCUUCCGAGUGUACCAUUACGCCGAGCCGGAGGAGUCUCUGCGUCGCAGCGAGGUUCUGCCCAUUGUCGGGUACAUGAGAUGGAGACUGUCCCAGUUUGAUUAUAUCUGCCACCACACAUUUCCGGUCCUGGUUGUCUCCAUCUUCCGAUCCAAAGCGCGUAUCCUGCAGGCGUACCAUGAUGGACAGCGGCUCCACAUCUCCAAAAGCCGGUUCGUUGACUUCCGAGAGCCCAAGCGCGAGAACUACGAACUGUUUGUGCGCUGGAUUCACGGGGUACCCUGUGGUGACACCGAGGCCCCUCUGGGAAUCAAAGGCGAAGAAAUCGACCAAGUUACCAGCGAGCUUAUCGAUGACGUGCUCCACCGGCUUUUCAGAACUAGCCAAACAAGUGCUGCUGCACGGCGCGCAGUUUAGGUAUUUCUAGGGGGACCUGGAGCCGAUAAAUUGCAGACCUAAAUGUGAAUUCAAGGGUCUCCCUGUUUCUUUCCGGAAUUUUGUUGUAUGUAUUUAGCUUAGUUAGGGUUUGAAUGGCCUGUGACAGAUUGCAUGAG